UAAACAUUUACGGGAGCGAGUGGAAAGGCGAAGCGGUUGUGGAGAAAGAGUGUUUAGACCUCUUUAGGGUGUAGAAGAGUGGAAUUUACACUAAACACAGGAGACAUGAAAGUGCUUCGUGGGUUAGGAAGGCUCCCUAGAACACCAGACCAGCAGUUCAUUCCAGUACAUAUGCACUUAGGACCACGUACAAGGAGUCAAGUGACAAUAUGGAGUUUACCAGAGGAAGUUUUACUGCAUUUGUUGACAGGACUUCAUGUUACCGAUGUAUUAAAUAUGCGUCUAGUUCAUCAUUAUUUCCGCGAUUUAAUUGACAAUUGCACUACAAUCUGGACAAAUGCAAGUUUUGAAGACACAUGGCCCUCCUCUGCUAAUAUCAAACACUUUAAAAGGGCAGCCAAACAUGGAAACAUUGAAGCUUGUGUGAAGCUGGGAGUAGCAUAUCUCUACAAUGAAGGAUUACCAGGUGAUUUUGAUGGCAAAAGGAUUACAAGCAACGGUGAGAAGGCUGCCCAAAUGUUUUGCAAAGUGGAAUCCCUUUUGCCCCAGAUGUCUCCAUUCACAUGGCUCUUCAUACGUCCACCUUGGUCUCUCAGCGGUGCUUGCUGCAAGGAAUGCGUGUUCACUUACAUGAAAGCACAUUUAGAAAAGACUCAGGACUCGUCUGUGAUGAUUUGUGUAGCUAAGAUCCUAGCCUUGUUAGAUGAUGAAGAGAAAGUGAAGCAGUCCAGAGAAUACUUACAAGCAGCGUCAGACAAGGGCUCCAGCUUAGCCUCCUAUUUAUUGUGGGAAGAGGCUCAAAAAGCAGUGGUUCACGACAGAGCGGGUCAGCUAGAAAGUAUCCGACAGCUUCGAGGUAUAGCUGAAGAAGGGGAUUCGGAAGCUCAGCUUGCCCUGUGUAGAUGCUAUGUGAAUGGCAAAUAUGGUGGCAUUGAGAAACAUCAAGCAGCUGCAUUUGUGCGAGGAUUUGUGCAAUCUUCCAAACCUUCUAAUGCACAUAAAUUGUUUCGCUCCAGCUCUGAACUUACACCAUCAAUGAGGUACAUCCUGGUUGACUGGCUUGUAGAGGUGGCCGGAAUGAAGGACUUCUCAACCCAGACACUACAUGUGGCCAUUGAUGUGGUUGACAGAUACUUGAAGUUGCACAAAACAUCACGCUCCAAACUUCAACUUUUGGGCGUUGCAGCUAUGGUUAUAUGUUCAAGAUUUUUAGGCAAGGACAUAAUUACAAUCCGGGAAGCAGCCUGGUUGACAGACAACACAUACAAAUAUGAAGAUGUAGUUCGCAUGAUGGGAGAAAUUAGUGCCACCUUGAAGGGAAAUUUCAGGGUAUUCACCAGUCUAGACUAUGUCGAGCUGUUCAGCACACUGGCAGGGCUCAACGCUAAAGCCAAGUGUCUGACAGAGCUGAUGUGUGAGCUGACAUUACUCCACGCCGAGAUGGGGCAGUUCACAGCAGCUGAGAUUGCUGCAUGCUCAGUGCUACUUGCUCGUCUUGUGCUAAAAGAAGAAUUCCCAUGGCCUCAGAAACUAGAAGAAUUUACAGGAUUUUCCAUAAACGACUUACACGAAUGUGCCCGUACUCUGCACAGAAAGUGUUUCCUUGAUGGUGCUAUGAUUGACCACCGAGAAGUGACCCUUCAGGCAGUCAAGCAGAGAUACUCUGAUGACCGCUUCCAGAAAGUUGGGGAGAUUAAGAUGAUGACAACUGAAGAACUUUACUGUCAGCUUGGAAUUACAGAAGAAAGCUUGAGUUUGUCCAAGCACAAACAGAAACUCCGGAAAACAGAAGAGCUGAUUGUCUCCCCUUCACGCACCAAGUCUCUGUCAAGAAGAUGUGACGUUGACAAUGCCGAUCGUACCAAGGCCUCUACUCCCACAAUAGAUGUCACUAAUCUUCUGAACGAGUCGGCAAUGUCAGGGUAUGAAGGAGAUCAUGAGGAUGAGGAGUUGGAGGAUUCAGUCUUAGACCAGGAUGGUUACUAUUCUGAUGCUAAGAGUCCAGUCUCUCAGGAUGCUCCGUUUGCUAUGGAGGAAGACGAUACCUAUUUUGCCAGUCUUCACACCUCUUUUGACAUUGAGAAAGAGAAGCAGUCCUCUUUGGAACUGAUGCUGCCAUCUUGGAUGUCCCCCACCAAAGACUGUGAUUUAUUUCAACAGCUACAUCAGAAAACUGAUGACUGUGAGAUGAAUGGACCCAGCUCAUCUGGUGUGUCAACGUCGCCACGCUCACCUGACUUCUCUCCCUUCAGAACCUUUGCCAUUGGCAAUAACAGCCUGUGUGCACCAUUGUGCCCCUCCCCUAGUGCUAUCUCCUACAGUGGCUUUAACAUUCAGAUGGACUCUAGUGAAAGCGAAGUUGAGCGUUCAGCGAAGGGAGCCAACUCUAACUCUUUGGUGGCAUCUUUUUCAUCGAACUCUUUCAUCUCAUCGUAUGGACAUUUCGCUGUUAAAAAGCACUCCAGCAAAAGAAAAAGCUCAAGACAACACGGCAAUGCAACCAAAGCUUUCAUUGUUCCUCAGCAUCAAUGAUAAUUGUGAUCAUAGUCUCAAUACAGGCCCGAGAUACUACUCAAGCCUGGCUAGUCCGUCCUCCAUAUUACCAGUUUCUGAUAUGACCUCAUUUUCUACUCCAGUAUCAUUUUCUUUUUUAACAGGAUGGCAUUCCAAUUUACAAAAUUGUCUCAGUCCAAUUUCCAUUUGCUCAGAAGAAUGGUAGAUCACUUUUGAAUUUGCCACUGUAUUAUUUUGAAAUAUUGAGGGUAUUAUAAUUUAUUUAGCAUGUAGUGCCACAAGUUCUACAUUCCAACCAAUGAUAAGAGAUAAGAAUGCAGCUCCCUUUAUGAAAAUGAAGAGAAAAUCUGAUUCAUGAUUGAAGUGCUACCAUGAAUGAUUGUAUAAGUGGAAGAUAAGAAUGCAGUGUGAAACUAGGUCUGGUAUUCAACCAAAGAAUGUUAAACCAAAUAUUUGCAUAAACAUAAUAUUAUACCACUUGGCAGCAUAAUUGUCAUCAGUUUAAUAUCUACUGUCACAUGAUAGUUAAAUGUUGGUAGGAAUCUUUUACUGUAAUGUGGGAUUUUUGAGCUCUCAACUUAAUGAAGUGAAUUUGGCUAUACCUUUAAGUUCAGUCAGGCCCAUAUAUGUCAAGAGCGUACUCAUAAUUUGAGUUAGUUUCAUACUGAAAAACUGUGUGAAAUGUUUAUACUAGAAAGGAAAUUCAUAAUGUUUGUUUUGACUUUAUACGUUGGUGCUACUUUUCAUCCCACAGAUAAAUGUGAUCGUUUAUAUGUUGAUAAGUACGUCAGUUGAUAUGUUUUCUAGCAUAAAAAUCAUGCUUUGAAAUUAACAAAGAGUGGUGAGAAAGAAACAUUAACUGCAAAUCAUGCUAUCCAAAAUGCCAUGUGUAUGGUAUUAAAUUAAGAGUAUGUGGAUGAUUUGUUCUUGAUUUAAUUAAUGAGAAAUGUCUGUUGUUGAAUAUCUGAAUUUUGUUUGUAAAUAGAUUUGCUGUUAUUGGUUGACUUGUAAGAGGUUGAAAAGCAGAGGACUCUAUUUACACAUGCUUUCCAGAAGAGAUAUACAUGAAACAGAUUGUGUAUAUCAAAUAUAUUAUUUAUGAGAUGAUUUUUUUCUAAAUAAAUACUCCAUGC
Messenger RNA from Liolophura sinensis, 3647 nucleotides. Its product is annotated as cyclin-F-like. The transcript is spliced from 15 exons. Gene Ontology annotation, molecular function: protein binding. The coding region runs from base 106 to 2532 and encodes 808 amino acids. The record is from RefSeq and is a predicted model, not a curated record. Lineage: Eukaryota; Metazoa; Mollusca; Polyplacophora; Chitonida; Chitonidae.